Messenger RNA from Penicillium hordei, 1077 nucleotides. Its product is annotated as protein kinase family protein. Lineage: Eukaryota; Fungi; Ascomycota; Eurotiomycetes; Eurotiales; Aspergillaceae. The transcript has 2 exons. Gene Ontology annotation, molecular function: ATP binding; protein kinase activity. Gene Ontology annotation, biological process: protein phosphorylation. The coding region runs from base 1 to 1077 and encodes 358 amino acids. The record is from RefSeq and is a predicted model, not a curated record.
AUGAAUAUCCCUAACCAAAACCAGGACACUUUGACAGGCCAUGUACUCCGCCAAGUCCGCAGAAGCAGCUACGAAGAUCCAAUGGAACGCAUCCCUCCGGGCGUGGAAGAAGUGAUCUCACGUGGCUCCUGCCAUGUCGGCCGACUAAACGACAAAUCGGUCCUGAAAUACGCCUCCGACUUCAACGAUCCAAACUAUCUGAUGAGUAUCAAAAUUGAGUACCGCAUUUUGCAAAUCCUCGGUCCUCACCCCCGCAUUAUCGAGCCCAAGGGUCUCGCCGAAGACGGUCUCAUCCUGAAAUACUACCCCAACGGCACGCUCCGUAACCAUAUCAAGAACCAUCCGUACGAGACACUCGACCGCCGCCUCGAAUGGUGCAAGCAGAUCGUCGAUACUCUGUUGUUCGUGCACUCCAGGCGCGUCAUCCACUGCGAUAUCUGUCUGCACAACAUCCUCCUCGACGACAACUUCGAUAUCAUCCUCGCGGACUUCCAGGGUCUAGUCAUCUCGCGCGAGACCGGAUUGACCAUGCUUGAUGGAUUGACGCGCGAGUGCGCCAAGUCGUAUAUGCCGAGGGAGAAUCUCUGGGCUGCGAGUUAUCGGACUGAUCUCUUCGCUCUCGGAUCGACCAUCUAUCAUCUUAUUAAUGGCCAUGAGGUCUUCCCUGAGUUGGAUAGCAUUGAUGAUGAGAAUACCAUCAAUGCUCGCUUUAUCAAUGGGGAGUAUCCAAAUAAUGAUUAUGUCGCUGGUCAUAUUGUGGAGAGGUGCUGGAGAGGGGAGUAUGCAUCUGCUGCUGAGAUUUCAUGUGAAAUUUCUGAGAUUCAGUCUGCUAUGAGGGUUGUUGGUGAGGCGUUGAAGCAGAUGGGUGUGGAGGUGCCGAUCGAAAAGGAGGAGGGCGAAGAGUACGAAGGGGAGAUCGAAGAAAAGGGCAGUGAAAAGGGCGGGAAAUACGGGGAUGACGAGGAUGGAGAAUACAAGGAUGACGAGGACGGAGAAUACGAGGACGAUGAGGAUGGAGAAUAUGAGGACGAUGAGGACGGAGAAUAUGAGGACGAUGAGGACGCGGAGGUGUUGUAA